AAUAUUAUCGUGACUUUUAUUUGUAAACGAUAAACUUUAAUUAUGACAGUUUACAAUGAAUAAAUUAAAAAAGAAAUGACAACAGGACGGUGUUCUCAAAAAUUACAUGACAUUUCAUUGUAGCACGUGUUUCUAAAAAUACAAUUUCACUUUCACUUUGUGAUAUUAGUUCCAUAUGGUGAAUGUAACAGGUAUUAUUGAGCGUGAAAUAAAAUUCUACAUUUCAUUAACAAACAGAUAAUAAACAAUGGAAUCUUCACAAUUAAAUAACAUUGCUACUACAAAAUAUACAAAGCAACACAGCAAUUUUAUACAAUAUGGAACUGCCGGUUUUAGAACAAAGGCAAAUCUUCUGGAACAUGUUAUGUAUAGAAUGGGACUUCUGGCAGUGCUGAGGUCUAAAGUUAAAAAAGCUGCAAUUGGUCUAAUGAUUACUGCAAGUCACAACAUUGAAUCCGAUAAUGGUGUAAAGCUUAUAGAUCCAGCUGGUGAAAUGUUAGAAGCAUCUUGGGAACAAAUAGCUACCACUUUGGCUAAUGUUGAUGAUUCAGAACUAUCUUCCACAGUACAGAAAAUUUUACAAGAACAGAAUAUUGAUAUGUCUAUAAAUGCAACUGUAAUAACUGGUAGAGAUACUAGGGAAAGUGGUUCUUCAUUAUUACAGGCUGCUAUUGCAGGCAUUGAAGCCUUGAAUGGAACUGUAAAUAAUUUUGGAAUAGUAACAACUCCUCAGUUGCAUUAUCUUGUUGUAUGUAUAAAUACUAAUGGUAGCUAUGGUGAUCCUACAAUAAGUGGUUACUAUGUAAAAUUGACAGAAGCCUUUAAACGCAUAAGACAAAGUGAGAUUAACAAUCAGCAGUAUGUUGCUGAAUUGUCAUUAGAUGCUGCCAAUGGUGUUGGUGCUAUUGCUGCAAAAGAAUUCCAAAGUAAUCUGGGAAUGGCACUUAAAAUUAAUAUACACAAUGAUGGAAAUGGAGAAUUAAAUCACAUGUGUGGUGCUGAUUAUGUUAAAGUACAACAAGCACCACCAGCCAAUUUUCCUGUGAAAACAAAUGAUAGGUGUGUAUCUGUAGAUGGUGAUGCAGAUAGAAUAAUUUAUUUCUAUUUGGAUGAAAACAAUAAAUUUCAUAUGAUGGAUGGGGAUAGAAUAGCAACACUUAUUGCACAAUAUUUUAAAGAACUUUUGCAAGAAAGUAACUUGUCAUUUCAACUUGGCUUAAUACAAACAGCAUAUGCCAAUGGUGGUUCCACCAAUUAUAUUUCCAAUGUACUGCAAAUACCCGUUGAGUGUGUAUCAACUGGCAUCAAACAUCUACACAAGAAAGCAUUAGAAUUUGAUAUAGGAGUAUAUUUUGAAGCUAAUGGUCAUGGAACAGUGCUUUUUAAAGAUACUGUGAUUCAGGCAAUUAAAAAUGCUACUACAAAUCCACAACUGUCUGCGACUGAAAAAUCAGCUGCUUCUAAGCUAAUGAAUAUAAUUGAUGUAAUAAAUCAAACAGUGGGCGACGCCUUUAGCGACAUGUUACUAGUAGAAACAAUUUUACAUGCAAAAGGAUGGAGUAUUAUAGAUUGGGAAGGAAGUUACAAAGACUUGCCGAAUAGACAAUUAAAGGUAAAAAUUGCUGAUAAGAAUACUAUAACAACAGCUGACGCAGGAAGACGAUGUGUAACACCUGCGGGAUUGCAAGAGAAAAUUGAUAAGGUUGUAUCGCGAUACAGUAAAGGUCGAUCUUUUGUUAGACCGUCGGGAACCGAAGAUGUAGUAAGAGUAUACGCAGAAUGUGAAGAUGAAAAUGAACUUAAGCAAUUAACUAUAGAUGUCGCAUUAUUAGUUUAUAAACUUGCAGGAGGUGUUGGUCCUGAGCCUAAAUUAGCAUAAAUAGCAAACAUUUCUACAUUGAACAUAAACUAAAUUGGAAUGAAAAUACAAAAGUUAUGAAUAAUGAAAUGUAUUGCAUUACGUAAAGCUUACUGCACACAUUGUCAUUGGUAUCAAAUUUAAUCUUUUAUAGACUGGUAAAAAAAGAUCACAGAUUUCUAUAAAACAUUUACAAAGCAGUAUUUAUUGUAACAGCAUUAUGUUUUUAUGCAAUUUAUUUUGAAGCUUUAUUGUAAUAUAAUAAUGUUUUUAACAUAUUUUAGUA
Megachile rotundata (alfalfa leafcutting bee) is the source of this 2144-nucleotide messenger RNA. RefSeq names its product phosphoglucomutase 3-like protein nst (gene nst). NCBI's taxonomy places the organism in Eukaryota, Metazoa, Arthropoda, Insecta, Hymenoptera, Megachilidae. The record is from RefSeq and is a predicted model, not a curated record. Gene Ontology annotation, biological process: UDP-N-acetylglucosamine biosynthetic process; carbohydrate metabolic process. Gene Ontology annotation, molecular function: phosphoacetylglucosamine mutase activity.